AUGAUCAUGUCUAAUCCAGCUUGUUCCAAUCUCUUCAACAAUGGAUUUGACAAUACAAACUUCAACUAUUCCACUUCUCUCUCUUACAUUUACAACUCUCACAACAGCUUCUAUUACCCUGAUACCACAAACCCUAAUUACAUGGCUCCUAAUACUACUUCCACUCUCCCUAACUCACCUCCACUCAGAGAAGCUCUUCCUCUUCUUAGCUUAAGCCCCAUCAGGCACCAAGAUCAACACUAUUUCAUGGACACAGACCAGAUCAGCUCUUCAAACAUUUGUGAUGAUUCUCAUGAUGUAACUGUGGAUCUUCAUCUAGGGUUACCAAACUCCGGUGUUGGUGAGAGCAUUGGGAGUUAUAUUGCUCAUGGUGCAACCACCGAGGAGCAAGAUCAUGACCAAGGAGUAGAGGUCACAGUUGACUCCCGCCUUCAUGAUGAUGAUGAUCAUGGAGAUCUACAAAGAAAUUAUCACUAUUGGAUCCCUACUCCUGCUCAGAUUUUGAUUGGUCCUACACAGUUCUCUUGUCCUCUCUGCUUCAAGACAUUCAACAGAUACAACAACAUGCAGAUGCACAUGUGGGGACACGGCUCACAAUACAGAAAAGGACCAGAGUCCCUAAGAGGAACCCAACCAACAGGAAUGUUAAGGCUACCAUGUUUCUGUUGUGCACCGGACUGCAAGAACAACAUCAACCACCCACGAGCCAAGCCUCUCAAGGACUUUCGAACCCUCCAAACACAUUACAAGCGCAAACACGGGUCUAGACCUUUUGCUUGUCGCAGGUGUGGCAAGGCAUUCGCAGUGAAAGGAGAUUGGAGAACUCAUGAGAAGAAUUGUGGAAAGCUUUGGUAUUGCUCUUGUGGCUCGGAUUUUAAGCACAAGAGAUCGCUUAAGGACCACGUCAAGGCUUUUGGCAAUGGUCAUGUUCCUUGUGGGAUCGAUAGCUUUGGAGGAGAUCAUGAGGACUACUACGAGGCUGGUUCUGAUAUCGAGCAGCAAGAUGAUUGCAACAACAAUGAAGAGCUCAAGUCUUUGACAAGUCUUCUUAAAUCUGCAUUAGAGCUCCCUCUUGCUUCCGUCGCAGCUCGUGCCUUCUGUCCCAUCUCCUUAGCCCGAGCACGCACCUCGCGUCCGUGCUCACCCAUUGUUUCAGCUACAACCCGACCAAACUCGUGUGGGUCCGGCACAGUCUUCCCUCCUUCACAGACACUAACCGCCACACCCAUAUGCUCCACCAACAACCUCGCAUUCACAAACUGGUCUGCUUCCAUGGGCCAAGCCAAGACCAUUGUUCCGCUAGCCAUCGCUUCAAUCACCGAGUUCCAUCCACAAUGGCUUAAAAACCCUCCAACCGCCACGUGGCUCAACACAGCCACCUGA
This is a messenger RNA of Thlaspi arvense, 1383 nucleotides long. Lineage: Eukaryota; Viridiplantae; Streptophyta; Magnoliopsida; Brassicales; Brassicaceae. The record is from the annotation of a GenBank genome assembly.